CAUAUGUCCUCAUUAAAGAAUAUCCUUUAUUGCCAAGCUGGACUUGGAGUUCUAGCCAAUAUGUUUCUCCUUUGUUUCUAUACUUCCAUAAUCCUAUGUCGCAGUCCGAAGCCCAUGGAUCUGAUUUCCUGCCAACUGACCUUCAUUCACAUAACGUUUUUGCUCACUGGAGGGGAUAUUUGGCUUACAGACAUACUUGAGUCACUGAACAUUGAGAAUGAUUUGAAGUGUAAGACAAUUUUUUACACAAGUAGGGUGAUGAGAGGCCUUUCUAUCUGCAUCACCUGCCUCCUGAGUGUGAUCCAAGGAGUCAUUAUCAGUCCUCAUACCUCACUGCUGGCAAAAUUUAAACAGAAAAUAAAAAUAUACAUGAUCAAUGCUUUUUUCUAUAUUUGGUUUUUCAAUUUUUCAAUCAAUAGUCACAUGAUCUUCUAUAUUAGUGGUUUUAACAAUGUGAGUGAAACCAACCAGUUGAAAGUCACUAAAUCCUGCUCACUACUCCCCAUGAACUACAUCAUCAGGGGAUUGAUUUUAACACUGACAACCUCCAGAGAUGUGUUUCUUGUAGGAGUCAUGCUGAUCACAAAUGCAUAUACGGCGAUUAUCUUGUUCAGACACCAGAAACACUGCAAGUAUCUUCAUAGCGACAACCACCUGAGAGCAUCUCCUGAGAAAAGAGCCACCCAGACUAUCUUGCUACUGGUGAUUUUCUUUAUGGUCAUUUACUGUGUGGACUUCAUCAUCUCAUCCACCUCACUCUUGUUAUGGUUGUAUGACACAGUUAUCCUGACUGUUCAGAAGUUUGUGAUGAAUGCCUAUCUCACAAUUAUUCCUUUGGUACAAAUCAAUUCUGAUAAAAGAAUAAUCAAUGUGUUGAAAAACUUGCAGUCAAAGUGCCACCAGAUUUUCUAA
This is a messenger RNA of Rattus rattus (black rat), 912 nucleotides long. Its product is annotated as putative vomeronasal receptor-like protein 4. Lineage: Eukaryota; Metazoa; Chordata; Mammalia; Rodentia; Muridae. Gene Ontology annotation, molecular function: pheromone receptor activity. Gene Ontology annotation, biological process: G protein-coupled receptor signaling pathway. The coding region runs from base 4 to 912 and encodes 302 amino acids. The record is from RefSeq and is a predicted model, not a curated record. Gene Ontology annotation, cellular component: membrane. The transcript has a single exon.